Messenger RNA from Aspergillus terreus NIH2624, 651 nucleotides. RefSeq lists its product as uncharacterized. The transcript is spliced from 3 exons. Bases 1 to 651 code for a protein of 216 amino acids. NCBI's taxonomy places the organism in Eukaryota, Fungi, Ascomycota, Eurotiomycetes, Eurotiales, Aspergillaceae. The record is from RefSeq and is a predicted model, not a curated record. Gene Ontology annotation, molecular function: chromatin DNA binding; transcription coactivator activity. Gene Ontology annotation, cellular component: nucleus. Gene Ontology annotation, biological process: positive regulation of DNA-templated transcription.
AUGUCGAUCAAUUGGGUAAUGCUUCAUGAGCGCGAUGGCUUCAUCCAUCUACCCCACGAACAGUUGAUAUAUACAUCUCCGCCCCGGACAGGCCUCGCCCUACAGCCUCUGGGCUCAUCCAACUCCCCAAGGGUGGUGUAUAUACCUGCACAAAAAACACCCGAGCUGCAGUCGUUCUCCGCCCCGCUGCUCAAUAUACACGACACCCACAUCACCGCCCCGUUCUUCGGCCCCAACGUGUGGAUCGCUCUCAUCCAACCUGUCGCGGGAGGCGGCAUCCCGGCAUCUAUGCCAGCCGUCCAGUGCAAAGUGACCUUCAAAGAAGGCGGCGCCUUCGACUUCCACAACCAUUUCGAGCGGAUCAAAGAACGCCUCCAGCAAGUCGUCGACGUCUCCCAGAGCAGUCGAGGCGCGAGCAAUGUCGACAUGACCAGCGUUCAUCUCGAAGAGCUACCGGCGUACUCGGGGCCGACCAGCACCUCCGCCGAGGCGGCUCCAGCGAGUCAGACGCCGCCGUUGCCUGCGCAGACUGAAGUCCGAUCUGAACCGUCGCGAGAGCCGGAGCCGAUGGAGCCCCCGCCCGGCUAUGAAGAGGUGCAGCAGCAGAGCGUGGCGAAUGUACUCGAGGAGAGAUUGCGCCGCGCCAGCUAA